This is a messenger RNA of Eupeodes corollae, 4461 nucleotides long. RefSeq lists its product as uncharacterized. The transcript has 2 exons. Bases 562 to 2547 code for a protein of 661 amino acids. NCBI's taxonomy places the organism in Eukaryota, Metazoa, Arthropoda, Insecta, Diptera, Syrphidae. The record is from RefSeq and is a predicted model, not a curated record.
CGCCAGAGCAAAAGAUACUUUCAACAAUUUUUUACUCACAGUUUUAACUCUUUUUAUUUAUUUUUGUUUAUUUCUUCAUCACUAUCUUCGCUGCGCGGCGGUUGUUUGUGGUGCAACUUUAUAGAGGUAAAGCAGAUGAUAUUCAUUCCUCGGAUCGGUUAGUAUGAAUCAGUUAGUCGCACCGAACAGACUAAAAGAUACAAACCUAUCUAAAAUUUACUGGGUUUUUCUCGAGAGCAAAAAAAAAGUUUGAACACAAUUUUUUCUUCCGUUUGAUUGCGGGAAUUCGUGUAUUUUCGGUUUUCUAUUCGGUGAUUUUUUAUAAGAUACAAAAUUAUCUGAAGUGAAAAAGAUACAGUAUCUAAGUGUGAAGGGUGGUAUCUUGUUGUGCGUUUUGAAAAUGCUUUCCAUGGAUUUCAAAUGAAAACCUUUUGUUAAAAAAAUAUAUAAAUCAAGUGAAAUAAAUUAAAAUUCCCCUGAAAUUUUCUCAAGCCCCGUGAAUCUAGAAACCACAAAAAAACACAAACACUUUUCUACAUUUGUUUAGAAAAAAAAAAAAAAAUGGAUUCAAAACAUACAGAGCACCAUUCGAAGCCAAUUCUCAGCCCAACUCGAUCCCUCGACGAAGGUUUCGAAAGCGAUCCGGAUCGCAUAUCCACAGACUCUGAACAGAUUCUACCACCCCAUCAUAACCAGAAGCAGCAUCAACAGCAAAAGCAACAACUUCAACACCAACAUCAACAACAACAGCAUCACUUAUCAUCCCCUUCGUCUUCGCCCAAAAAUGACAACCGCAUCGGAUCAAUGUCCUUGGCCCAACUGUCAUCCGCCUCGAACGCUUUAUCAUAUGAACCAUCAAAUCGAGUUGACAAACUUCAACAUCACCAUCAACAUUCUUCAACUUCAGCUUCAGCAGCAAACAAUCUUCUGCAUCAUCAUCUUCAUCAUAAUCAUCAUGAUGUCCCACAACUGCGUGCUCAGAUUUCACGCCGCAACCGCCAAGGUGAUAUAAUGGAAUCGGAGAAAUACUUCAAAGACAACAUCAGGCCAACUUCAUUGACGUCGUUGGACAGCAAAUUGGCGGCAUUACAACGCGCCACCAGCAACAGUAACAGCAACAGCAGCAGCAAUUUCAAUCCCAGCCCAAUGACAGCAGCCUCUCCCUUGGCUGCAUCAGGAUCAGCAUCAUCAUCAUCGUCGUCGUCAUCGCCACCCACCAUCUCCUCUGCCAAUGCCACUCCUGGCAAUCGACUCCAGUACCAAUAUCAGAAGAAUCGCCAAGGAACGCACAGCACGAAUAAUCGAUUUAACGCCAGUAACGUCGGCUAUCGACGUUCGCGGACACGCGCCCUAGCACCGGCCAUCAUUAAGACAUCUUCAUUUCCAUCAUCAGCGCCAACUCCAUCAUUAUCGUCGGCAUCUGCGGCUUCGGCUGCGACUGCCAAUGGAGCUGGGGGUGCGGCGUCGUCAUCGGCAUCGCUAUCGUCAUUGUCGGCGGUUGGUAAUAUUGCCCCCUCAGGCGGUAAUGGCCCAACAAGUCUGCCUACGUCGAUUAACGCGGUUACUCCUGCAAGCGCCAGCGCUGUGGGUGGUGGCGUUCCACCAAUGAUGAUGAUUCCGGUCGGUUCGAGUUCUCGAUCGCAUUCCAUGGACGCAAUUAGGCAACGCGAAGGCUUGUUGCUAAAGCACGAGCCAGUUGUGGCGCUCUACAAAGGCACCACUGACCGGCUCUUGAGCUACAAUAAAUUCACAAAAUUCACCCCCGCCCUCGGAGGAAGCCAAAGUCAAAACAUGCCAUUAUCCCAAACAAUCUUGCUACAACCCUUGUCCAGUUCCUCCCUCCUCGCACCAUCCUCCUCCUCCUCAUCCACCUCAUCGUCCACUUCGAAUCUCAUCGAGCUUCGAUCGAAUCACUUGAUGGCAUCCACAAACAGCCUAUACACAUUCUAUCCGGCUGAAGGGAAUCUACAGGUUUGGAAGUCUGAAUACGGAGACCUCACAUACAAAUCCAGUCGCAAUCAGCAGUCACACAAAGCUCCGGUCUGUUGGACACAAUCUAUACCAAGGCAGGCAAGACGUUACAUUACCCCAUCUAACCAGCAUCAAAUCACAACAACUGGUGGCAAUAGCCUAGUCUACCCAACAGCGACAGGCCAAGUGUUUCGCCUUCAUCCUGCGUCAGCAACAAUUUCCGGUACCGGAAUAACACCACACCAAUCGAAUUUCAAUUCCACCAAUGGAUCGUCGUCAUCAUCAGCAUUAUCGUCUGCUGCAACAAAUGGCAAUGGCAAUGGAAUCAGCAGCAAUGGCAAUAGCAACAACAACAACAGCACUGGAAGCAACAGUGGCAGUGGCAGCAACGGCGGCGGAGGUGGUAGUGGUGGAGGAUUUUCACAGAAGCUGCGUGUUUUAGCCGCUUCGGCUGGCUUAAUGUCUCUCAAGCCACGACAGCCAUUGAAACCGGUGAUUAAGACACGAGGAUCACCGGGACCAGAGUUUCCCAAGAAAGUAACAUUCAGUGCGUUUGCAACUGUGCAAGUUGUUUAGAAGACAUACACCAACAACAACAACGACUACGAGUAUUUUGGUCUUGGUUGUUUUGUUUUUCUAUUUCUUUGCAAACAAAAAAAGGCCUUUCGUGGUUUUGUUUUCAAGCGAAAUGCCACGCAUUGACUUUUAGGAUAAGUUUUCUCUUUAAGAAAUAACUUCACGUCAUGUGUUAUUAUUUUGACCUGCGGGUUAGCAGCAUUCCCAAAAAAAAAAACAAGAAAAUGUAAAUUAAAUUAAAUAAUAUAACAUAUAAAUGCCAAUUGCCCGGAAGCAAUUAAAUGCCAUUGCUGAAGGAGUUUCACCCAUCAGCUCCCUCAACCCAAACCUAACCAAGUCCAAACUUAGACUAGAAAAACUUACAAUUAUUUUUUGGUUGCUUUGAAACAAAUUACAAAGAAAAGCAUACAAAAAAGACAUACAUAUAAAGCUCGAAGACUUGCUUUCUAUAUUCGAAGCAAAAUAUAAAAAGUAAAUUGUCGUUAAACCAACAUGGCCAUAGUGGCCAUUUUUAACAGGAAGCUUAUCAUGAUGUCCGUCUGUCCUUUAAUGAAAUAGGAUGACAUAAAAAUCGUAUACGAACGAAUGUUGUAUUUUUAUACUUUUUGCGAAAAUAAAAAUUAUUACAUUGGAAUCAAAGUUUCAAACCAAAUUUUGACAACUCAAUUUGACAGUUCUUACAAGUGAUCAAUCACUGUUCUGGAUUCAAUAUUUAAAUGCAACAAGUCUCCCAAAAUAGUUUAUUUUAAAACCUUUUAGAGAAUUCUCGUUUGUCUAACUCUAACUCUUUCUUCAAUUAUGCUGAUAGAAACAAUACAUGCAUUUUUACAUUUGACAUUACUUGCUUUGAGAACGCACGAAUUUUCUGUGCCAAGCUAAAAUUCCUGUAAUGAAACUUUUUCAAACUGUUUGAGUUUAUUCUGAUCCCAAAUAAAAAGUGUCAAUCAAUCAAAAUUCAUGAUCAGGUAAAUAAAUCUUUUGAAGUGUCACUUUUGACGUUUCUAACGAAUUUUAAUUGAACUGUCAUUAUUACGGAGAUCUAUUUCACAAUUAAUUUUAUCUCAUGUUCUGAUUUGAUAAAUACUGUUUGACAUUUAUUUAUAACAUAUGGAGAAACAAUCUCGAAACCCAAACCAAUUUCUGUCAGGUAUAAAGAAAAUGAUUUGUUUAUUGAAGUAAGAACUUUGACAUAAAAACUGGGGAUGUUUGAUUUCUCAUAAAAAGUGCAAAUAAUAAAAAAUAUCCACACAAUAAACGUCAGGAAAAUUCGAUUUUUAUUUUAUUAGACCACAAACUUUUUUGCGUUGUAUGACAUUUUGAAUAAGUUCUACAAAUUUAAAAAGCAUAAUGAAAGUUUGACAUCUAUCAACUUGUAUAUGUCACUUUCGUAAUUUUCUUUUGCUACACGAAAUUAUGGAAAAUUAUAAAUAUUUUUAAAAAAAUAUAUUGUUUGCUUGUAUAGUCAUUAGAUUAUAGUUUUUGUUUUCUGUUUAAUUGGAAAAAUAUAUGUCUUAUAUUUUUGUCUCCAAAAUUUUCUUUAAAAAAAAACAUACCUAGUAAAAGUCUGCCUUAUUUUAGUCGCUAAAUAUAAUUGAUUAAACUUAUAAUUAAAAAAUUAUAAAAUACUAUGUUUUACUCUUUUAAUUUUGUUUUUGUUUUUAGUUUUGUUAAUAUUUGUUUUUUUAUUUUGUUUUACAUAAUUUUAUUUUAUCUUUUAUUCUAUGUAAAUAGCCAAACUAUAUGAAAAUAAGGACAAGCAAAUCAAAUGCGGAAAAAGUUGAAUAUUAAAUAUUAUAUGUAUAUUUAAAAAAAUGUAUAUUCAUUUUUAACCGACAUAAUAUGCCACUGUGCAAUAAAUAUUAUCAAACUACACAAAUAAAUAAAAUAUACAUUUAUUUUAAACUAUUAAAUACA